Messenger RNA from Mollisia scopiformis, 294 nucleotides. RefSeq lists its product as uncharacterized. The record is from RefSeq and is a predicted model, not a curated record. The transcript has a single exon. The annotation marks the transcript as partial. NCBI's taxonomy places the organism in Eukaryota, Fungi, Ascomycota, Leotiomycetes, Helotiales, Mollisiaceae.
GCGUCAGCAGCUCUUCUCACCUACAUAGCAGUGACUUUUGCUCGCUGCAGGACCCGAUCGCCAAGAGACGUUCUCCGCAAUGUCACCCGAUGCCUCCAGCUACUGCGUAGACAUCGCAGAACCCUCAGCCCCAAGGUCUCGAGAUCGGUCACACGUGCAGGUAUCAGUCAUAGUAUUGAACUUGAUAAAAUUGUGCCAGCAGAGCGAGCUGCUUGGGCCGUGAGGACCAUACGUAGCGUGGAGGGACCAGAGGUGGCCGACACUGUGGCUAUGAUUGUUGCUAAUUGGAACGAA